Molecule: messenger RNA, 1686 nt
Organism: Phycomyces blakesleeanus NRRL 1555(-)
Lineage: Eukaryota; Fungi; Mucoromycota; Mucoromycetes; Mucorales; Phycomycetaceae
Exons: 10
Coding region: 1-1686 (561 amino acids)
Biological process (GO): protein deubiquitination; ubiquitin-dependent protein catabolic process
Cellular component (GO): cytoplasm
Molecular function (GO): cysteine-type deubiquitinase activity
Source: RefSeq, a predicted model, not a curated record
AUGUCCAGUAUCUCUAGUGAACGUAAAUAUGGCGGUGCUCACAGGAAAGGCAAAGAAGUAGCCGGUAGAAAUUAUCCAGAGCAGAGUACUUCUCAAUCUCGUCGUGCUUCCCCAAGACAAAGGUCUUUCAAUAGGUCCAGAGAAGGCUCGACUGAUUAUCCUGCUCAUGCUGGCUCUCAUGUCAAUAUCUCUGAUCCUGUUGCUUCUGCUGCUGCCAUAUUUGCUGCAUUUGAAGCAAAAGAGCUAGAAGCAAAAGAAAAACAAAGAGCAAAAGAAGUAGAAGAGUCCCCUGUUGUUAUUUCUUCUCAUUUCGAUGAUUCUUCAAGCGAAUUACUUGCCUUGCCGUAUUCCGAUACUUCUCCAGCAAUGGUUUCCCGUCUAGGUUCACGGGCCCAGAGGAGUAGGCCUCAAACCACACGUCUAAAACGUACGGCGGAGAGAACAUAUGCUAUUCCCAAGAGUAAGACCAGCCCUGCUACCGAUUAUCGUAUCCCAGAACAAAGUACUUCAGCCGCUGCAGCCGCGUUUGUACAUCCCAGCCAAACCAGUCGACCCAACCCAGCUGAAUAUGAUUAUAAAACUCUUGCACCGUGGUGUGCGAUUGAAUCUGAUCCAGAUGUCUUUACAGAAAUGACACAAAAACAAGGUGUCAAGAAUAUUAUUGUUCAAGAGGUUUUUGACCUCGAUUCUAAACUUCUCAAUGAUAAAAAGCAAAUUAUCAGAACAAAAUGUACAUGCGAACGGGUAUUACCUGAUAAUCAUACAAAGCCUGACCCUGAUGCAAAUGGAAUCCUUUAUUCAUGUCAAGUAAUACAGAAUGCCUGUGCUACGUUGGCUCUUUUGGGUGUUCUACUUAAUUCUCGUGAUUAUGUGGACCUUGGUGAAGAGCUAAUGCAGUUCAAAGACUUUGUUAAAGGCUUUGAUCCAAUAAGUCUUGGUUUGGCAAUUGGAAAUAGUAAAAUGCUACGUGAUACACAUAACUACUUUGCCACUGAGCAAGACAAAAAAGAAGCCGAGGCUGCACUUGAGGAAUACCGCAGACGAUAUUAUACAGCCAAAGAAGAAGAAGACUAUGAUGAAGAAGACAAAGAUGAAGAAGAUGAAGAAGAUGAAGAAAAAGAAGAAAUUUACCAUUUUAUAAGUUAUAUAUACAAAAAUGGAUAUGUUUGGGAACUUGAUGGCCUAAAUCGAGCACCACUUAAACUCGAUGAAUGCCAUUUAUAUAAUUGGACAAAUGUUGUAAAACCUUAUUUGGCUGCACGAAUGGAAAGUAAGGAGGAAGGAUUUUUAUUCAAUCUGAUGGCAGUUACGGAUGACAAUUUGCCGAUUCAACAUCGCACCAUAGCAGACAAGAGCCGGUUAAUAGAGGCAUACAGCCAGAGAGUUGAAUUAGAACAGCUUCGACUACCAGAAUAUUUAACUACCCUAGGCAAGCGUAAGCGUGAUUACCCAGGUAUUGGGUACACAAUCCAGGUGGAGAUAAUUGAGUACAUGAAGAAGAGGCAAAAAAUAUUAGCAGACGAUAUUAAACAAUUGGAGGAAGAUAUCGAAAAUGAGAACUUGGAGAGAGAGAAGACUAAGGCCAACAACCUAAGACUUGGCCAUGAUUACACUCCAUUUAUUGAGACAUUGUUUCAAAGGCUAGACGAGCAUGAAGCAUUAGUGCCUAUGUUAAAAGAAAAAUAA